Molecule: messenger RNA, 783 nt
Organism: Mollisia scopiformis
Lineage: Eukaryota; Fungi; Ascomycota; Leotiomycetes; Helotiales; Mollisiaceae
Exons: 2
Coding region: 36-518 (160 amino acids)
Source: RefSeq, a predicted model, not a curated record
AAUGGUACGACGCAUGCACUGCGAUAUUGAUCGCAAUGCAUGCUCCAAUAACGAUGCUUGGAAGUGCCUUCUUUCUACGUCGAGUGACCGAGUAUUCACCAAGUACUGAGGUGUGCAGCCUGACUCACCUGCUACCUCAGCCUCAAGUUCAGGCAUCCAGCGAAGAGAGUCAUUUAUUCAACCCAAAGGUCGCGGGCAUAGCUGUUCUCUUCAUUCAUUCAAACGUCCAUCGAGCACCACUGCUACAGCAUACUGAGUCUCUUGUCACUUGGACAUUCAACGUCAACUUCGAAAAGGACAGAACUUGCGCGGCUUUAAAACCCCAAUUGCUGACGGAGUAUGAAUUCUCGUACCGAAUCUGGGAAUACACUGUGCUGAAAACAUGGAGCAAACACCAGGAGGGAUACUGCUUGCGAUUCCCGCAGAGAUUCGGAACAGUAUUUAUCAGCUGCUCCUUGCCAGCAAUGAGCCCAUACCAGUCCGCACUCCGCGCCAAAGAACUUUCCGGGGUAUGUUAAUUUUACCAUUGUUUCGUCGGGUAUGUUCAUCUUCAUACCCGACGAUUCCGGAUGUUCUUUGGGAGCUGCUUGCCAAACAAGAUAUGUUUCAGCUCUUCGAAUACGCUCUUCAGCUCGUAGAUUUGGUCAAAAAUGUUUACUGAUGGUUUGUAGAACUCUCAUUUUCGAACACGAGUAGUAGUAUAUUGUACGUUAAUAAGAAGAUUCAUGACGAGGCCAUCAAGAUAUUUUUUCAGUACAAUACUUUUGUCGUUGGCAACGGCAC